AUGGGCAACGGGCAGAGCUCUCCGUUGCAGCAGUGUCUGAACACGGUCUGCAGCGGCCGCGGCGGCUGUGCUGGGUAUCCCAGUGACCCCCUCUAUCAGACCUCGUGGGUCAAGCCCUACAACGCGGCUAUCAAAGUGACGCCCAUCGCCGUCAUUCGGCCCAACACCGCCGACGAGGUGGCCGCGGCGGUCAAGUGUGCGGUGCAGUGCAAUGUCCACGUCCAAGCCAAGUCUGGCGGACACUCGUACGGCAACUUUGGCCAGGGAGGCCAGGACGGCUCCCUCAUGAUCGACAUGGCCAACUUUAAAAACUUCAGCAUGGACACCACGACCUGGCAGGCCACGUUCGGCGCCGGCAUCAGGCUCGGCGAGCUCGACAAGCAUCUACAAAAGAACGGCGGCCGGGCCAUGGCCCACGGGACGUGUCCCGGCGUCGGCGCCGGCGGCCACGCCACCAUUGGAGGCAUCGGCCCGUCGUCCAGGAUGUGGGGGACCGCGCUCGACCAUGUGCUCGCCGUCGAGGUCGUCACGGCCGACGGCCGGGUGCUCACGGCCAGCGAGCGUGAAAACUCCGACCUGUUCUGGGCCGUGCGAGGCGCCGGCGCCAGCUUCGGCGUCGUCACCCGCUUCACCGUCCGCACCCAGCCCGCGCCCGGAAACGUCGUCGAGCACACGUACAGCUUCAGCUUCGGGAAGCAGCACGAGAUGGCACCCGUGUACGCGGCCUGGCAGGCGCUCGUCAACGACCCCGGCCUCGACCGGCGCUUCUCCACGCUCUUCAUCGCGCAGCCCCUGGGCGCCGUCAUCACCGCCACCUUCUUCGGCACCAAGCACGAGUACGAGGCCACGGGCAUCCCCGCCAAGAUGCCCGCCGGCGGCUCCGUGCACGUCAAGCUCGUCGACUGGCUCGGCUCGCUCGCCCACAUUGCCGAAAAGGCCGCCCUGGGCCUCGCCGACACCCCGACGCCCUUCUAUAGCAAGUCGCUCGCGCUGCGCCAGCAGGACGCCCUCAGCCCCGACACCAUCGCCCGGCUCUUCAACUACACCGGCAGCGCUGACGCCGGGACCCCCCUGUGGACCAUCAUCUUCGACUCCGAGGGCGGCGCCAUCAACCAGGUCCCCGUCGAUUCUACCUCGUACCCGCACCGCGACAAGCUCAUCAUGUACCAGUCCUACGUCAUCAGCCUUUCGCUCAGCGACAAGAACAAGAAGUUUGCCCAGGACAUCCACCAAAUCAUCCAGAAUGGCUCGUCUCAGGCCGUUACUCGAUAUGCCGGCUACGUCGACCCCGAACUUGGACGUGCCGAGGCCCAGCAGACGUACUGGGGUGCCAGACUCCCCCGACUUCGCCAGAUCAAACAAAAGUGGGAUCCCGACAAUGUGUUCCAAAACCCUCAGAGCGUCGAUCCAGCCGAAAAGUACUAG
Metarhizium album ARSEF 1941 is the source of this 1425-nucleotide messenger RNA. RefSeq names its product FAD-binding, type 2. The record is from RefSeq and is a predicted model, not a curated record. Bases 1 to 1425 code for a protein of 474 amino acids. NCBI's taxonomy places the organism in Eukaryota, Fungi, Ascomycota, Sordariomycetes, Hypocreales, Clavicipitaceae. The transcript has 3 exons. Gene Ontology annotation, molecular function: oxidoreductase activity; FAD binding.